Molecule: messenger RNA, 3818 nt
Organism: Kickxella alabastrina
Lineage: Eukaryota; Fungi; Kickxellomycota; Kickxellomycetes; Kickxellales; Kickxellaceae
Product: nitrogen permease regulator of amino acid transport activity 3-domain-containing protein
Exons: 1
Coding region: 315-3482 (1055 amino acids)
Biological process (GO): positive regulation of autophagy; TORC1 signaling; negative regulation of TORC1 signaling
Cellular component (GO): GATOR1 complex
Source: RefSeq, a predicted model, not a curated record
AUAUGGAUCGGGUGGUCUCGUGCAUUUAUCCCAUGAAUAAUGCCGAUGGCCACACGCUGUCAUUACACUAUUUCGCGCCGUUCUUUUUUUUUUGCGGGCGCGACCUGCACUUUUCCACGCUUAGAAAGACAGGCACAAUCAACCAAUCAAUCAAUACAUUUAUUAUUAGUAUAUUUGUUUGUUCGAUAGUUUAUUCGUUCAUUUAUUAGUUUUCAAUUGAGACACUUGCCGAUUACGUAUCAUGAGCCUAGGGCCCUUGCAAUAAACCUCAAAACCAAGUAUUGGGACAAUUACACACAGGUACACAGAUACACAUGGCACAUCAGGGCAAUGCGAUUCUUGGAAUAUUUCUGGCGACAUACUCGUCAAAGGGCGACUACCUGCCGCUGCGGUACCCGAUGACACCGCAGGACAUUGAGAUUGCAGAAGGCCUAUUGAAGGAGGCAGAGGCGCGGAAGCGGGUGGCAAGAGAGGAUCGGGGCGCUGAGCCAGACGGCGUGGAUGAUGAGGCGCCAGUUGUUGAAAUGCUGGCACCUGAGGCGGAGGUGGAGGUGGAGGUGGAGGCGGAGGCGGAGGCGGAGGUUGAGACGGAGGGUGAGGCUGAGGCUGAGGCGGUGCCGGCGGCAGAGGCGCUAACAACGGCGGCAGAAGCAGCGGCGGCAGCAGUGGCCGCAGCAACAGCAACAGCAGAAACGACAGCAUCAGCACCAGCAUUAUCACCAGCAGCAGCAGCAACAGUAGCGCCAUCGGCAGCGGCAGCGGCAACGACAGACGAGGCGGGCGCAGAGAAAUCAGCGAGGGACAACCUGUCGCGCACAGCCAGCUGCGUAUCGAUUGGAAACGCGAAUGUAGGCGUUAACCCGCAGAGCAAGACGGCCAGGCUCGGCGGCAGCGACAGCAGGCUGGACAAGGACAAGGACAAGGACAAGGACAAGGACAAGGACAAGGGCGGUGCUGCGGCGUGUAUUUCGCAGGCGAUCCACGGGUUUGACCCAAAGUUCCUGGCGCAGAUGUUCUCGCCGCGGCCGUCGAUGAGCGACCGGCGGUUCCAGGUGGCGAUCGACGGGGUUCUGUUUGUCGGACACCCGCUGCGCGACGACACAAAGGAGAAGGCGCUGGACCCAGACUACUACGACGCCGAGCAGGACGACGCCGAGACGAUGUCGCGGCUGGCGUCGCUGGGCGAGCUGGGCGAGAUGGACGGGUGGAAGGUCAAGUCGGACAUUCUGCUGCACCGCGGCACCCACCAGCAGGGCUCCAAGCUGAUGGCCGACCUGGGGCUGAUCAACCUCAUGCUGAACCGCGAGCCGAGCGAGGCCGGCGACAGCGCGAUCUCCGAGGGCGAGCGCGCGGUGCGCGACAGCCACGAGUGGAAGCGGCGCGGGUACCGCAAGCGCGUAUACCCGAGCCUGUUCCACGUGGUGGUGAUGCUGGACAACACAGCGGCGGGCGUCAACGCGCUGGCCGACCGCGUGUACGAGCACGUGCUGCGGCGGCUGACCAAGGCGCUGAUGAUCGAGCAGAUCGAGGCCAACUACGUGCUGACGCAGUCGCGGCUGAUCCGCAGCCUCAACGAGGUGGCGGCGGCCGAGGCGUACGGCGCGGCGCGCUACCUGCGCGAGCUGCUGCGGUGCUCGACGCUGGCGGCCGACCUUGUCGAGCUGUUCAACGGGCUGCGGCGCAGCGAGGUUGUGCGGCUGCACGUGCACCGCCGCAUCGCGUUGUCGCUGCACAUCCCGCGCGGGCCGGCGCUGGAGCGGGCCGCGCCGCCGGCGCCAGCGCCGCGCCCGGUGUUCUGGACCGGCGGCUACGUGGUGGCCGACGGCGGCGGCUAUGCGCCGGCGGACGGCAGCGCGGCAGCAUCGGCGGCGCACACGCCGCGGCCGCAGACGCCGGCCGACGGCGCGCCGGUGGCGCCGGCCACGACGCGGUCCGUUGCGGCCGACGUGCAGGAGUACGGCGAGGCGCUGCACUUUGGGCCGGCGCCGACGCUGGCGCAGGCGCAGCUCCACACGUACCAGGCGCAGGCGCACGCGCACCAGCUGCACACGCCGCAGCGCCUGCACCGCAUCGGCGCGCUGCCGCCGCCCGGCAUCGUCGCGGCCGACCGCGAGCUGGGCCCCGGCGACCACGCGCAGUACCCGCGCAUCGAGGCGUACCACGCGCUGCUGCUGACGGGUGACGACGCGCCGGCGCUGCGGCGGCGGCUGCAGCUGACCGACGCGUCGCCGACGCUGCUGGCCGUGGUCGACAAGGCGUCGCCGACGCGCACGCUGGCCGUGCUGCACCGCAUGGUCGACUGCUCGUUCGCGCAGCUGCUGCGUGUGGCCGCGCACCUGGUGUACUGGGGCGCGGCGCGGCUGGUGUGCCCGGUCAGCCUGGGCGCCACGUACGCCGUGCAGCGCGUGCCGCCGACGCUGCACGCGCGGUUCGCGGCGCGCGCGUUCACGCUGUGCUCGCUCGCGCAGCUGCUGGCGCGGCUGCACCCGCCGCGGCCGGCCGCGCAGGUGCUGGAGGCCGUGGCCGGCGCCGCGCGCGCCAAGGACCGCGGCGUGCGCGGCGAGUUCCGCGAGAUGCUGGUGCUGCUGCUGCGCGAGGACGCCGUGGCGCAGCUGCACACGUGGCCCGUGGCGCUGGUGCCCAGCCACGUGCGCCACGGGCUGUCCGAGGACCGCUUCGUGUGCCUGGCCUUUGCGUGGUUCCGGUCGCUGCACGCGGCGCACCCGGACCUGCUGGGCGCGUUCCCGCGCGCGCUGCUGGACCGCGCCGAGCUGGGGAGCUGGCUGAACGACGAGCAGCGCGAGCGCGCCACCGUGCGGCUGGUGUACGACGCGACGCGCGACGCCGAGGCGCGCGUGAUGCUGGGCCACGUCAUGCGCAAGCUGGCGCUGCAGCGGUCGCGCGCCGCAUGGGACGCCAAGCGCCGCGGCAAGCACGGCGCCGAGCUGCGGCGGCUGGAGCGCGCGAUGGCCGCCGAGGAGGCGCGCGUGCACGCCUUCUGCGACCGGCUGCAGGCCGAGCGGCUGGACGCGUGGGUGCGCAGCAAGGCGCAGCACGAGGCGGCGCUGGCGCGGUCGCGCGCCGAGCGCCGGGCCGCCGGCGCCGAUGUCGCCGAGGGCAGCGAGCUGCACUGCUGGUAUGCGUUCAUCCGCCAGGACCCGGACCUGGCUGAGCUGGCGCGCGAGGUUGUGACGCGCUUUGUGGCGAUGGUGCCGGCGUCGCCGCUGGCGCUCCGGUCGCCGGCCGAGGCGCGGUUCCUGGCGCGCGCCGCCGAGCGCCGCCCGCAGCCGCUGCAGGAGUGGUUCGUGCGCAACGCCCACCUGCUGACCGGCGCCAACCACCUGGUCAAGCUGGCCGACGCCGUCGAGCCGCUCAACCACCGCGCCGACGCCAAGCAGCGUGAGCUGGGCGCCAAGCUGCGCGAGCUGACGCUGGUGCUGCGCGAGCUGGACGGGGUGGUGGAGCUGCCGCAGCACGUGUGAGCGGCGUGAUUGGUGCGAGUGCUUUUCAAUUCAAUUGGCGCAGAUUACAAUACGAGGAGCCAGGCAGCCGCGCGAUGUUCUUGCUUGGUUGGCUGGCUGUGCAUCGUUCGCAUCCCCUCUCCCUUUUCGCUUGCGCGCUAUUCCUUGCUUUUCGUUCUGCUUUUUUUUAUUUCGCCUUACCCAAUUACCCCAGCUAUCCAAUUGCCCAGUUGCCCAGUUAGCUGCCCAAUUACCCAGAUCCCACCAACCCAUGGAGCGCGCGCCCAGCCGAGCAAAGGCCUCCAAUAUUCUGCGCCCCGCCAGCCGCGCCCAGGGCGCAGCCGACAGCCAGCCGCU